Messenger RNA from Schistosoma rodhaini, 729 nucleotides. NCBI's taxonomy places the organism in Eukaryota, Metazoa, Platyhelminthes, Trematoda, Strigeidida, Schistosomatidae. The record is from the annotation of a GenBank genome assembly.
AUGACAAAAACGGUUUGCCUGAAAAAUUCACAUGAAUGGCAUCCUUAUGUUCAUCAAUAUGGGUAUUAUGAUCCAGUAACAGUUGGUAGUAUUGACGGUACAGAUACGACUCCACAUGACCGGGCAAUUCAGCGCGCCUUAACAUCAUCUUAUAAGAGUAAAGAUCACGUUUUUAACCGGAAUGCAAAGGCUACAAUAUUUGUAGGAAGACUACCUUAUCAUGCUUCAAAAAUUUGUUUACAAAAAGCACUUCAUGAACUGUUGAAUAAAAAUUUAGGAAAUGAUUUAAAUAAGAAAUCUAGAAAAUACUGUCGUAGUCGUUCCCCAUUUUCCUGUUAUGAAAUUUGGCCAAAAAUUCAUAUUGUUCACAACAUUGUUACUGGCUAUCCAUGUGGCUAUGCAUUUGCAUAUUUUUCAUCAGAAUCAGAUGCCGAACGUGUACUGCGUGUUUGGCGUAAUCAAACUACUGUUUCAACCAAAUUACACUGUGGACUAAAAGAUGAACGACACUGUGGUUUAGACAUACCUGAUGGCGAUAAGGUGAUUUUAGAACCAUAUUUUGGUGGUACACUGCCAGGUUGGCGACCACGUCGUCUUGGUGGUGGAUUAGGUGGUCGUAAAGAAGCUGGGCAGUUACGAUUUGGCGGAAUCGCUCGUCCUUUUAGACGUCCGUUCUGUGCAAGUAAUGCGUCUUUGAUGGAAAAGAAAACAAAGUUUCACAGAGAUUAA